AUGAACGUACAAUCGCAACGUUCGACGUUCUUUCAGGAUGGGAAGCGACAGAUCGAUUUCGUGUUAGUCUACUGUGAGCAGGAUAAUGAGAACUCGAAAAAGAACAAAGGCCUUUUUGAGAGCGACACGGAUGCCGAGGACGGGACGGAUGAUGAGACGAUUGGAGACCUCGAUACGACGAAACAAAGCCUAAUCAAUCCGCAAAUGAAAGAGAUAACUGUGUAUGAAGAUCCGCUUCUCCCUCAAGAUGGGGCAAAAAUGGUAAUUCCGGUGACGCCAACCCGCAAUACAACGGGGUCUCAAAGAACGCAGAGUACACAGGAACUUCACAAGUCAGAAGCAAAGCCGAAUAUCACGCGUUGGCUCAGUCUAAAAUCGCUGCAAAACGUGGAACGCCGAAAAAGUCGGGCCGCCCGAUACCGUGCACGUUUCGAGGCCAAGUUGCAAAGUAGUGGUUUGGAAAUUGAGCUUGUUCCGCCUGAUUCAACAACUCGACGAAGUUUCAUUUUAAUUCACUGUCCAACAGCUCUACUCGAAGUUUAUGGGGAACUUUUGAGAAUCAAAGUGCCCAUCAAGGGCUCUAUCAUUUCGGAACCCUUUCAAAGCGACACGAAUAUCAAAAAGCAAAGUUCAACCGAGGUCGUGCAGAAAAAGAAUUGGAUGGGGCGAAUUCCCGGGAAACUUUUUGAGAAAAGCUUCAAAGAAGAUUUACUCCAAGACAAAAAGAAGAAACGAUUUGAACCUUUUGUGAAAACUCAAAGAGAUCGCUUUGUCGAUGGCCCGAACCAUGAAGUCUUUACUGGAGCUGAUCGAGCGAGGAUUGUUUACUAUAUUCUAAGGGGUAUCCCAUUUGGAAGCGAGAAUAGUGAAAAGAUUGGCAUUGAACGAUUGUUGCGCGCUGGAGCUUACACAGCAGCAUAUCCACUUCAUCAGGCUCUGAGAGAGGGUUCCGAGUUGAAGAUGGUUGCGGAGAGCGAAAUGAAUCAACGAGAGCUGCUUGCUCGUCACUGGGCCUCGAUUCGAUCAUUACGAAUGCGACAACCUUUGGAUCUCAUUCGAGACUACUUUGGCGCAAAGACGGGCCUUUACUUUGCUUUCCUUGGCGUGUAUACUCGUUUGCUCACUCUCGCAAGCCUGCUCGGAAUUGUUUGGUUCUUUGCCGUUGCCAUAAUGUUUGUUAACGAUCAGUCGAUGGUUAAUGAUGUGUGCAAGGAUAAUACCACCAUUCUUUGUCCAAUUUGCGAUAGCUUCUGCGAUUUCCGUAAAAUGAGCGCGGGCUGUACGAUGGCCCAGUUUUCAUUUCUGUUCGAUCAAUGGGGUGUUCUCAUCGUUGGAAUUGGAAUCACUAUUUGGGCACAGUUAUUCCUUCAAAUCUGGAAGCGAGCUCAAACAAUGCUAGCUUAUCGCUGGGGCCUAACCGAUUCUUUUUAUCAAGAGCACACGAUUCGUCUCGAUUUCAAACUUCAUGUAAAAACGACUCGUCGAGAUCCUGUCACCGAUAUUAAGGAGCCUUAUCUAACAAAGAAAAAGAAAGCACUCAAUCUCGUUGUUAACAUUGUUGUGAUGAUCGUUGUGGCUGGAUUUAUUAUUGGUGCCUCGUUUCUUACAUUUUUCCUCCGACGCCAUAUUGAUGAGUUGAUUAUCAAAGUUACGAAAAAUAAGGCCUCGGAUACAUUUAACACGUUGUUCUCUUCGGCGAUUGUUGCCACAUUUCAUCUGGUGAUCAUUUUGGUGUUCAAUUUGAUUUAUCAUUUGCUGAUUUAUCGGUUAGUGGAGUGGGAAUGUCCUAGAACGCAGGGUGACUUCGAUAAUGCCUUCAUCAUCAAGAUCUUUGUGGCCGAAUUUUUCAACACGAACAGCUCGCUUUUCUUUGUCGCUUUCAUUCAACCAUUGUUCGCAAAACAUUCGGCAUUUUUCUCUUCAUCGUCUCGCGGGCUUGGGAUACGCGCGUGUUUUUCGAAUUGCUUUGUGGAGUUAUCAAUUCAGAUGGCCAUCAUCUUCGUCGGAAUCCAAUUGGUGAAAGCCGUUUUCGGGUCGAUCAUUCCUAUUUUGAUUAAACGAGGGAAAAUUUGUCUCUCGAGGAUCGGUAAAUGGGUGAAUAAACGGAAAGCUCGGAAGAGAGACGGAUAUGCGGAAUUGCCAGAAUCAAUCCCGCAACCCCAAUGGGAGAGUGACUUUUACCUGCUGAAAAACGAGCCUCAUUUUCUGUGCUACGAGUAUGCAGAGCUUGUAAUGCAAUUCUCGGUUUUGGUGCUCUUUGCUCCAGCUUUUCCAUUAGCCGCUUUGUUUGCGUUGAUGAACAAUUUGAUCGAGAUUCGAGCUGAUGCUUUCAAAUUUCUGCGACUAAAGCAAAGACCUGUACCAGAUGAAGUGGAUUCAAUUGGCAUUUGGACUCCAAUCAUUGCCGGAAUAGUGAAAUUAUCCGUUUACGUUAAUGCACUACUCAUUGCUUUCACUUCAGAGUUUGUCCCUGCAAUGAAAUGGCGUUUCAGAAAUGGGUCUCUUCAUGGAUAUUCAAAUCAUUCGCACUCGGUUUACAACACGAAAUAUCUCAACAUCUCUUCUUAUGUCAUUACAAAGUCGGACUUCUUUGAUCGCAAAACACAUAAGAUGAUUCCACAGUCCUGUCGUUAUUAUGGUUUCUACACGCCACAAUGUAUCAAUAAUGAAUCUACACUCGUGAAAUUUGAUUGGUUAAAUCAGCCAGAAAAAUGUGUGAAAGAAGGAAUUGAAUUCUCGGAUGAAUGGUAUUACAACUUCUCUUUGCGACUCUGCUUUGCGAUUGCUUUUGUCUUUAUGCUCAACACGAUACGAGCGUUGAUUUGUAAACUACUCCCCGAUGUACCACAAACAAUUGCUGAUCGAAUGGCCAAGGAUAAAUACUACGCCCGAAAGAAACUUCUACUUUCGCAUGACCCACAGAAGAAAAAGGAGCAGAUUAGCCAACUCGAGCGGGAAGUACGAGAAAUGCAACCACAGACAGCGAUGACAGAGACUCCUUCUACACCUCAAAAGAAUGAAAAGGCGACAGGCGAGAUUGAAUUCGUCACCCCU
Mesorhabditis belari is the source of this 3054-nucleotide messenger RNA. The record is from the annotation of a GenBank genome assembly. Lineage: Eukaryota; Metazoa; Nematoda; Chromadorea; Rhabditida; Rhabditidae.